AUAAGAAAAGUGUACCGAUGAAAGAAUAACCUAUGAUGGAGUGCAUUGUCUCUCUGUCCCAAAGGAGUCUCACUCUUAAACUCCUAAUUUCCAACUCUCCAUUGUUAAGAUAAAAGCUUGAAAGAGAGAGCAAGCUUGGUUGAGAUGUUUGGUAUUGGUGUUUUCCUGCAAAAAAGAAUAACUUUUGUUGGAAGUUACCUAAAACCAAGGUAGCACAUUCGGAGAAAACAAAGAAAUGUUUGGUAUCACAUCACGGCUGGGACAAAUAUUCUUGAAGUUACUAGGCAAGGAGUGGAGGAAAAGGCAAAUUAGAAAGAUAACAGACCAAGUUUUUGAUCAAAUACAGAAUGAAGUGCGACCUGAUAAUUUGAGUUUUGUAGAUCUCUAUAUUGCUAUUUUACUUGUGUACAAUGGUAUCAACAAGUAUAUUCCUGGUUCCCAUUGUGAUCCUCCUUCAAAAGACAGAGUCAGACAAGCCAUUAAGAACUGUGAUGAGAACAAGGAUGGGCAAAUAAGUCGUGAUGAAUUUUUCGGUUUCAUCCAGCAAAUGGCACCUGAAACAUUCAAUGUUGUUCGUAAAAAGCUUGUAGCCACAUUGGUUGUUGCACCAACAGUUGCAGCAACAACAAAAAAAGCUACUGAACAAGUACCAGGUGUCGGGAAACUGGUGCAGAGGUUGCCCAAAGUAGUUUAUGCUGCCCUUUUAACAAUUGCAGCUGUGUGGUUCCAAGAGACCAAUAAGGAUUCUGCACUCUAGUCAUUCAUUGGAGUAAUAAUAUCAUGAUACAUUUUUA
Molecule: messenger RNA, 794 nt
Organism: Vigna radiata var. radiata (mung bean)
Lineage: Eukaryota; Viridiplantae; Streptophyta; Magnoliopsida; Fabales; Fabaceae
Exons: 4
Coding region: 236-757 (173 amino acids)
Molecular function (GO): calcium ion binding
Source: RefSeq, a predicted model, not a curated record